Messenger RNA from Durio zibethinus, 2473 nucleotides. The record is from RefSeq and is a predicted model, not a curated record. NCBI's taxonomy places the organism in Eukaryota, Viridiplantae, Streptophyta, Magnoliopsida, Malvales, Malvaceae.
UUCUUUUCAAAUACUUUAUUAGUAGUUUUAAGCACUAAUUAUAGCUAUAGAAAUAUUUCAGGUUUUGCUUAAUGGAGGUUAGAUUGUCAUUGGGAGUGGAUUCUAAGCAAAGACUUGUUUCAGAUUAACCGAAAGAAAAAUCCCUCAGUUCUUGCUCAUCCAACAGUUCAAAAAUAUGGGUUAAACCAAGAAUUGAAUUGUCUUGGAAUUGGAGUUGAAGAUGGAUAGGAGGAGUUGGCUAUGGAGAAGAAAGUCUGCAGAGCAGAGUCCAGGUGAAACUGAUAGUUCAGGAGGCUCCAUUUCAUCUCAUUCUGAAAGAUUCUCUGGUGAGCAGGCUAGCGCCACCCAUGGUUCUCAAUUACAGGAAGUCACAUCAAAAGCCGUACCCAUUGAUGUAGAAGUUAAUGAUAAUGUGAGGUCUCUAACGGAGAAAUUGUCUGCUGCUCUUAUGAACAUCAGUGCCAAAGAAGACUUGGUAAAGCAGCAUGCUAAAGUUACAGAAGAAGCUAUCUCAGGCUGGGAGAAAGCUGAAAAGGAUGUUUUGGCUUUGAAGCAACAGCUUGAUGCUGCCAUUAAGAAAAAUGCAGCACUUGAAGAUCGAGUUGGUCAUCUUGAUGGGGCACUCAAGGAAUGCGUCAGACAACUUAGACAAGCAAGGGAAGAGCAAGAGCGGAAAAUCCAUGAAGCUGUUGCCAAGAAAUGUCAUGAAUUGGAAUCUUCUAAGUCAGAGCUUGAAAGUCAGCUUCUGGACCUCAAGGCUCAACUUCAAACCACAAAAAGUGAGACUGCUGCCUCAGUUGAUCCUGAUCUUCAUCUGAAUCUCAAGGCAUUUGAGAAAGAAAAUUCAGCCCUCAAACUUAAGCUCCUUUCUCAAGCUGAGGAGCUAGAACUUAGGAUUAUUGAGAGGGACCUGAGCAACCAAGCAGCUGAAACUGUCAGCAAACAACAUUUGGAUAGCAUAAAGAAGUUGGCUAAGCUUGAAGCUGAGUGCCGCAGGCUAAAAGCCAUUGCUCGUAAAGCAUCCCCUGCUAAUGAUCAGAAAUCUUAUGCUGCCUCCUCAAUUUGUGUUGAAUCUUUUACAGAUAGUCAAUCAGACAGUGGGGAGAGGCUACUUGCAGUUGAAAAUGAUAUGCGCAAGAUGAACGGGUUGGAGAUGAAUGAAUAUGAGACAAGCCGCUCAGAUUCAUGGGCAUCUGCCCUAAUUACAGAACUUGAUCAAUUUAGGAAUGAGAAGGCUGUUGGAAGAAACAUCAUGGCCCCUUCAGUAGAAUUCAAUCUCAUGGAUGAUUUUCUUGAAAUGGAAAGGCUUGCAGCUUUGCCUGAUACAGAAAAUGGAAGUGGUUUUAAUGAGGCUGGUCCUUUAUCUGAUCAAACCAGUGCAGUUGAAAACCCAUUAAAGGCUGAACUUGAAACUUUUAUUCAACGGAUUGCUGAACUAGAGGAAAAGCUAGCAAUGACUGAAGCAGAAAAGUUGGAAUUGCAGAUGGCUAUCACUGAAACUCAAAAGCAGCUUAAAACAUUGCAGAAUCAACUAAGGGAAGCAGAGACAAAGUUGGAAGAUGUGCAAACUAAAUUAGCUCUUGCUGACAACUCAAAGCAAGCUGCAGAGAUGGAAGUAAAGGUUGCAAACAUGAAUAGAGAAGUGGUGGAAUCAAGACUUAGAGAUGCUGAAAUUGAAAUAAAGACUUUAACGUCCAAAGUUACUUCUUUAGAAGAAGAGGUAGAAAAGGAGAAAGCAUUAUUUGCUGAAAGCAUGAACAAGUGCAAAGAAUUGGAGGAUGAACUUUCAAAAUUGAAAUGUGAAGCCAAGCUCCGACAUGAGGUAGAGCUCCAGCAUGUGGCCAGUUAUAAUGAAGAGCUGAAGGUGCAGCAGGACAAGGAGCUAGCAAUUGCUGCCAGUAAACUUGCAGAGUGCCAGAAGACAAUUGCUUCUCUCGGCCAGCAGUUGAAAUCUCUUGCUACACUGGAAGAUUUCCUGAUUGACUCUGAUAAGCCGCUGGAGCCUGUGGAUGGAGGAUUACUCUUUCCCAGAAACGGUGAGGAACAACUGAAACUAGGUUCUACUGAUAUGGAUUUUUCAAAAAGAGGUUCUGAGUCUUCUAAAAUAGUUGCUGCUGUUGCAAAGAUUGGAGCUGGCACUACAAGGAAUGAAGCACGUAAGCUGGCUGGCCAGGGGUGCUGUGCCCUUGGCUGACCAAAGGCGCUAUGCUAGAGAGCCAAAAGUAACAGAUUCUAGAAGAAAGAAAAGGACAAACAUAGCUGGCAAGACCGUUGGAAUGAGGGUGACAGUUCAGAGGCGAUAUAUUAGGAAGUUAGUUAUAAUUGUACUGAAGGUUGUUAAUAGUCUUAUGAAUAAAUCCUUGUAAUUAGUGAAUUGGCGUUUGGCCUAUAUAUGGAUCACGUUGUAAGGAAUCUGGCAUGAAAUGAAACAUUUGUUUUUAGACCAAAAUCAUCGACCUGAAAACUUAAGAAU